AUGCUAAGCUCAAGAACCUGGUCCCGAGGUCGAUAUCAAUGCGCCGGGCGCAUUCCGACACCUCAUAUUCCAACGUAUGCUCUUGCAUUCUCGCCGGAUGGCACUUUGCUGGCGCGUGGGGGUGAAGCAGGUCUCGAUCUCAACGACACGCGCACCUUGAAACCGAUCAGCACAGGCAAGCCCCACACGGUUCCACCAAGUAUUUAUGGAUCCGUUGUGGUGCUUAAAUGGGCAUCCAUGGAAGGCCAAUUUGACAUGUUGUUCAUUGGCACGAAGCAUGGCUUCGUCUUUAUCUGGCAGAAGAAUGAUAACAAUUUUAGAGAGUGUCACGCGUUCCGGGUGCCCGAGGGCGGCGAGAUACUCUCGUUGGCGGUCCAGGUCAACCCUGAUCGAGUCCGACUUGCAGUUGGCACGAUCCACUGCAUUCUUGCAUGCUACGACGUCCUUCCAAACCGCCUUUGGAACGACUGGUACGAGAGGCUGGCCAAGAUCGAGCCUAGAAACAUCGAGUUCACGUCGAACAGAAAGGAUAUCACGGUCUUCUCCACGUUCUCUGGCCAGAUACACACGUUUUCCAGGAGGGAACGGACGCUGGAGCAUGGGCCAAGCCUUGCUCAGCUCAUCGGCUACGCCACCAUGGGCAAGGACAGGGAAGUCGUCAUCGACAACACAAACAACUUCAGCCUACACAAUAGCGAAACGGGAGCCCUAGUCGCUAUGUUUGGUGCCGGGUCCAAGAUAUCGGCUGUCCCUAAGCACGUCAUGUUUGGCGAAGACGGAGAGAUCGUCGUAGCGGGGAGCGACACUGGAUGUGCUUAUGUCUUUCAAAAGGCAGGUGGUGGGCCCGAGCAGAUUUUAAUGAAUGCGUCAGAUGGCUAUACACAAAUCGUCGCGACAUCUAGUACCGCCUCGGCGAACUACAUAGCAUGCGCCACAUCCUCGACGACGGGUGUCGGAGCAGUAUCCGUAUGGACGUGCAAACGGGUUAUUGAGGGAUCCGCGACCUUGCCAAACUCGACAGCUGGAACUGACUUGCCAGGACAGCUCUGGAAGUUAUUGCAACAAAUCUGGCAGAGGUUCAAAGGCGGCCUUGCCUGGUUAUCAAACCUCGUGCAGCGCAGCCUCGUCUGGCUCGCAAAGCUAGUGAUGACUGUUUCUGUCAUACUACUGCUCGUUCUAGUGGUCGCGCCUUUCCUGUGGUCAAUGGUGGAGGACGACGUUCCUGAAGCUUGGAUGUAUGCAAAAGGUUACUGGUAUUUGGCAGUCCGGCCCGCGAUCGUCAGCCACAGAAAGUGCAUCGCAGAGUUGUACGGAUUUGCAUAA
Molecule: messenger RNA, 1323 nt
Organism: Punctularia strigosozonata HHB-11173 SS5
Lineage: Eukaryota; Fungi; Basidiomycota; Agaricomycetes; Corticiales; Punctulariaceae
Exons: 7
Coding region: 1-1323 (440 amino acids)
Molecular function (GO): protein binding
Source: RefSeq, a predicted model, not a curated record